This is a messenger RNA of Contarinia nasturtii (swede midge), 918 nucleotides long. RefSeq names its product BTB/POZ domain-containing protein 6-B-like. Bases 1 to 918 code for a protein of 305 amino acids. The transcript has a single exon. The record is from RefSeq and is a predicted model, not a curated record. Lineage: Eukaryota; Metazoa; Arthropoda; Insecta; Diptera; Cecidomyiidae. Gene Ontology annotation, molecular function: protein binding.
AUGGCAUCUAAUUUGGAAAGUAAAUCGGCAUCAAAGGCAACCGCAAAGUUAUAUCUCAACGAUGAACUGGCCGAUGUGCAUUUUGUAUUCGGUAGCGAUGAUGUGGUUGAAAAAGUUCCGGCGAACAAAGUAAUUUUGGCAUCAUUGAGCCCAGUGUUUUACGCAAUGUUUUAUGGUGAUUUAAAAGAAGGAGCUGAAGUAAAAAUUGUUGAUGCGAGCGUCGAAGGAUUCAAAGAGUUUCUUCAGUUUUUCUAUUUGUAUGAAAUUACGCUGACCAUGAAGCAUUUCGAAACCGUUUUUCGAUUGGCUGAUAAGUAUGAUAUCCUUGAACAUAUCAAGUUGUGUGUCGAAUUAUUAAAUUCAAAUUCGAAGGUGGACAAUAUAUGCUGGGGUUACCAAAUGGCUUUGUACCUUGAAUAUGAUGCACUCAUCAAACUCUUUGAAAUAUCAUUUGUUAAAUCAGGUGAGGAAAUAUUGGCCACCAAAGCGUUUCAACAAUGUGAAUAUGAUACCUUGAGACGAAUAUUGGCACUAAACUUUCCAUGCAGCGAAGUGAAUGUGUUCAACGCCUGCUUGAAGUGGGCACAAAAUUCAUGCGAAAAAAACGGCCUGGAUGCAAAAAAAGGAGAAGACAUAAAAUCUCAACUUGGCGACUGUUUCAAACUGAUUCGUUUUGGAGCAAUGACAAUAGAAGAAUUAUAUGCAAUCUCAAAAGAAUACACUGGACUUUUCACUCUGGAGGAGUUAUUAGAUGCUGUUUCUGUCAUCACAAUAGGAGGGUAUGAGCCGAAAAUAUUUAAACGAAACUCACGACAACUGAAUUGUAAACCAACUUGUGGACUAUGCAAUGGAAAUCCAAAACCCGGUAUUUUUGAGCCAUAUUUACACCGAAAGGAAUGGAUUAGAGCAAACCAAUAG